Molecule: messenger RNA, 846 nt
Organism: Lolium perenne
Lineage: Eukaryota; Viridiplantae; Streptophyta; Magnoliopsida; Poales; Poaceae
Source: RefSeq, a predicted model, not a curated record
AUGCCACCAGGCACGCAAGGGCUGGGCAUCGGCCUCAUUUUUCCUCCAGCGGUUGGCAACGUGGCGUUGCGUGAUUGGCUGCAGAGGGAGAGGAAAGAAAUAUCAGUAGCAGGGGAAAAAGGUAGCACCGACCAGCCAAACCCUAUCGCGUCUCUCCCAGCCCAGCCGCCUCUGGCCUUCUCCUCCCUUCCCCUCGCGUCUCCAUCCCCGCCGCCGGGCGACCUCACGCCUGGAGGAGCAGCCGGAGCACGGCGGCGGCGGCGCUCGGGAGUGACCGGUGACGCCGCGCCAGCCAACCGACCCCUCGUCCCCAUGGCGGCCGCGACGGCGACGGUGGCGGAGGCGCGGCUCGCUGCGGGCUGGAGGAGCGGCCGGAGCACGGCGGCGGCGGCGCUCGGGAGUACCUCUCCCGCGCCCGGCGAGGCUCCGCGCGCGCCGCCCCGCCCCGUCCUGCUGCCUCGGCCUCGCCCUCCUCAACGACGCGUCCGCCCGCUUCCGCCUCAACGCUCGCCUCCGGCUCGUCUUCAUCGAGCCCCGCCCCUACCCCCGCCUCGCGCCCCGCCCCGCCUCGCUCCGCCCCGCCUCGCGCCCCGCCUCUUCCCGUUCUCGUCGCCGGUCGUCGCCUCGCGCCACCUCCCGCCCUGCUCCCUCGCGCCACCGCUAGCCCCACCUCAGCAGGAGCAACCGAAGAGCCUGAAGAACUAUCCGAAGCAAACUAGACCAAAGCUUACGGUGCAGAAUAUGCAUGACAUAAAGGGCGUCAAAACAGAAAUGAGCCCCAAUGUGAAUAGUGAGGUUCCAGGUGUUGGAGCAAAUCAGGGGCUGAUUCAGCAGGAGGCAUCAUAG